Messenger RNA from Drepanopeziza brunnea f. sp. 'multigermtubi' MB_m1, 519 nucleotides. RefSeq lists its product as uncharacterized. Lineage: Eukaryota; Fungi; Ascomycota; Leotiomycetes; Helotiales; Drepanopezizaceae. The record is from RefSeq and is a predicted model, not a curated record. Gene Ontology annotation, molecular function: catalytic activity. Gene Ontology annotation, biological process: DNA repair.
AUGGCCCGCACCGACGAAGCCAGCUCCUUCUUCCACGCCGUCUACAGCGCCAUCCAGGAGAUUCCUUACGGGAGAGUAACAAGCUACGGGCACAUCGCCCUGCUGAUCGGAACGCCCCAACGCCCACGUCAAGUAGGCACCUGCCUCAAACACCUGCCUAUCGCCCCCUCCUCGACCUCCUCAGACCAAAACCCAGACCAAGACCCAGACGCCACUACCACCCCCCAACAACCCCGAUUCCACAGCGCCAAUGUCCCCUGGCAGCGCGUCAUCAACUCCAAAGGCGUCAUAUCACCACGGGGCCACCACCACCCCUCAGGCGCAGCGAACCAGGCCCAGGUCCUCCGCGGCGAGGGCGUGGCAGUGACGGCGGGGAGCAUGGGCGAGCUGAGUGUCGACCUGGCCGUGUACGGAUGGUUCCCGCGGCAGCUGCCGAGCGAGGCCGCUGCUGGCAUGGUGCCCCACGGGGAUUCGGAGGAAGACGAGGACGAGGGAGGCCAAGACUUACCCACUUCGUAG